Molecule: messenger RNA, 3656 nt
Organism: Galeopterus variegatus (Sunda flying lemur)
Lineage: Eukaryota; Metazoa; Chordata; Mammalia; Dermoptera; Cynocephalidae
Gene: PLEKHG5
Product: pleckstrin homology domain containing, family G (with RhoGef domain) member 5
Exons: 22
Coding region: 74-3304 (1076 amino acids)
Biological process (GO): Rho protein signal transduction; endothelial cell migration
Cellular component (GO): endocytic vesicle; plasma membrane; axon
Molecular function (GO): guanyl-nucleotide exchange factor activity
Source: RefSeq, a predicted model, not a curated record
UGAUCUAAGAGGCCCGUGGUGUUCGCACGUGGCUGGAGGGCCAGGCAGGGUGCCACCGCCCCGGGAGUCAAGCAUGAAUUCAGUCCUGACGAAAUACGGGUCUCCACCUCGAAGCUGGCUCAGCCUUCGGUCGGGAACUGACGACCAGAGCCCAGCCGAAGAGAAGGGACUGCGCUGUCAGAACCCCGCCUGCAUGGACAAGGGGCGGGCGGCCAAGGUAUGCCACCACGUGGACUGCCAGCAGCUGCAUCGGCGGGGGCCUCUCAACCUCUGCGAGGCCUGUGACAGCAAAUUCCACAGCACCAUGCAUUAUGACGGGCAUGUCCGCUUCGACCUGCCCCCGCAAGGCUCUGUCCUGGCCCGGAACGUGUCCACCCGGUCAUGCCCGCCACGUACCAGCCCUGCAGUGGACUUGGAGGAGGAGGAGGAAAGCUCCAUGGAUGGCAAAGGGGACCGGAAGAGCACAGGCCUGAAACUCUCCAAGAAGAAAGCAAGGAGGAGACACACAGAUGACCCGAGCAAGGAGUGUUUCACCCUGAAAUUUGACCUGAACGUGGACAUUGAGACGGAGAUCGUACCAGCCAUGAAGAAGAAGUCGCUGGGGGAGGUGCUGCUGCCUGUAUUUGAAAGGAAGGGCAUUGCGCUGGGCAAAGUGGAUAUCUACCUGGACCAGUCCAACACGCCUCUGUCCCUCACCUUCGAGGCCUACAGGUUUGGAGGCCACUACUUGCGGGUUAAAGCCAAGCCAGGGGACGAGGGGAAGGUGGAGCAGGGUGUGAAGGACUCCAAGUCCCUGAGUCUGCCAAUCCUGCGGCCGGCUGGGGCCGGGCCCCCGGUGCUGGAACGUGUGGACCCCCAGAGCCGCCGGGAGAGCCUCGACAUCUUGGCUCCCGGCCGCCGCCGCAAGAACAUGUCAGAAUUCCUGGGGGAGGCAAGCCUCCUCGGGCAGGAGCCCCCCACGCCCUCCAGCUGCUCUCUGCCCAGCAGCAGCAGUGGGGGCAGCGACAGCUGGAAGAACCGGGCAGCCAGUCGUUUCAGCGGCUUCUUCAGCUCAGGCCCCAGCAACAGCGCCUUUGGCAGGGAGGUGGAUAAGAUGGAGCAGCUGGAGGGUAAGCUGCACGCCUACGGCCUCUUCGGGCUGCCCAGGCUGCCUCGGAGGCUGCGCUUCGACCAGGACUCCUGGGAGGAGGAAGGGGACGAUGAGGACGAGGAUGAGGACAACCCCUGCCCGAGGCUGGAGGACAGCUGGCGAGAGCUCAUCGAUGGGCACGAGAAACUGACCCGGCGGCAGUGCCACCAGCAGGAGGCGGUGUGGGAGCUCCUGCACACGGAGGCUUCCUACAUCAGGAAACUGCGGGUGAUCACCAACCUGUUCCUGUGCUGCCUCCUGAACCUGCAAGAGUCGGGACUGCUGUGUGAGGUGGAGGCGGAGCGCCUGUUCAGCAACAUCCCGGAGAUCGCGCGGCUGCACCGCGAGCUGUGGGCCAGCGUGAUGGCGCCGGUGCUGGAGCGGGCACGCCGCACGCGGGCGCUGCUGCAGCCCGGGGACUUCCUCAAAGGCUUCAAGAUGUUCGGCUCCCUCUUCAGGCCCUACAUCCGAUACUGCAUGGAGGAGGAGGGCUGCAUGGAGUACAUGCGCGGCCUGCUGCGCGACAACGACCUGUUCCGGGCCUACGUCACGUGGGCCGAGAAGCACCAGCAGUGCCAGCGGCUGAAGCUGAGCGACAUGCUGGCCAAGCCCCACCAGCGGCUCACCAAGUACCCGCUGCUGCUCAAGUCGGUGCUGCGGAAGACGGACGAGCCGCGCGCCAAGGAGGCCGUCGUCACCAUGAUCAGCUCCGUGGAGCGCUUCAUCCACCACGUGAACACGUGCAUGCGACAGCGCCAGGAGCGCCAGCGGCUGGCGGCCGUGGUGAGCCGCGUCGACGCCUAUGAGGCGGUGGAGGGCAGCACCGACGAGGUGGACAAGCUCCUGAAGGAAUUUCUGCACCUGGACCUCACAGCACCUAUCCCUGGCGCCUCCCCUGAGGAGACACGACAGCUACUGCUGGAGGGGAGCCUGAGAAUGAAGGAAGGGAAGGACAGCAAGAUGGACGUGUACUGCUUCCUCUUCACGGAUUUGCUCUUGGUGACCAAGGCAGUGAAGAAGGCAGAGAGGACCAAGGUUAUCAGGCCACCGCUGUUGGUGGACAAGAUCGUGUGCCGGGAGCUGCGGGACCCUGGCUCCUUCCUCCUCAUCUACCUGAACGAGUUCCACAGUGCCGUGGGGGCCUACACAUUCCAGGCCAGUGGCCAGGCCUUGUGCCGUGGCUGGGUGGAGGCCAUUUACAACGCCCAGAACCAGCUGCAGCAGCUGCGCGCACAGGAGCACCCAGGCAGCCAGCUGCACCUGCAGAGCCUAGAGGAAGAGGAAGAAGAGGAGGAAGAGGAGGAAGGCGAGGAGAGCAGCACCUCUGCUGCCAGCUCCCCCACCAUCCUGCGCAAAAGCAGCAACAGCCUCGACUCCCAGCGCUGUGCCUCGGAUGGCUCCACAGAGACCCUGGCCAUGGUAGUGGUGGAGCCUGGGGAGACGCUGUCCUCCCCCGAAUUCGACGGCGGUCCCUUCAGCUCCCAGGCAGAUGAGACCUCUCUUGGCACCACUGGUUCAUCUGUCACACCCACCAGUGAGCUGCUGCCCCUGGGCCCUGUGGACAGCCGCUCCUGCUCCGUGGACUCCGCCUAUGGCACCCUGUCCCCAACCUCCCUGCAAGACUUCAUGGCCCCAGCCCCUGUGGUGGAGCCAGUGCCCCAGCCCCCAGAGUUACCACAAGCCCCUUCACCCCCACCCUCCCCUCGCCUCCGCCGCCGAAUCCCUGUGCAGCUGCUACCCCGCCUGCCCCACCUCCUCAAGUCCAAAUCUGAGGCCAGCCUUCUCCAGCUGCUGUCAGGGGCUGCCAUCCAUGGAGCUCCCCUGACCCCCAGCCGCAGCAUGUCAGAGCUCUGCCUGGCUGCUGUGGCCCCUGGCACUAGGACUCAGGGCUCCCCUCAGGAAGCUGGGCCUGGCUGGGAUUGCCGGGGAGCACCUACCCCUAGCAGUGGCCCUGAGCCCCCAGAGCCUGAGGACAGAAGCAGCUACUUGGCUGGGGAGCCUGCAGGCCCUGCCAGGAGGAGUGGCAGAGAGCUGCCCUCAGGUGCCUUGCCCAAGGUCCAGCCUGAGCUCCCCCCAGGGAUCUCUGCCCAGCACAGGAAGCUGACCCUGGCCCAGCUCUACCGAAUCAGGACCACCCUGCUACUUAACUCCACGCUCACUGCCUCGGAGGUCUGAGCAGAGGGAGGCCCCCAAGGGUGCCGUUGACCAAGGGACAAGCAGACAGCAUGCCUCCUGGGGUGUGCCAGCACCUGCUUCAGCUGCUGCCUUGUGUGUGCAUGAGCUGGAGUGCCUGCAGGACUCCUGCCUACGGCCCCCGGCCCAAUUUGCACUUUGCCAGACUGGAUGGAGUGAAGGAACCCAGGCCCAGGCUACAGUACCCUCCCCCACGCCCCAUACACCUGUCCAGGCAGUCCCUUGUGCCCUAGUCCCUAAAGUCACUAGCUCUAAACCUCUGGGCUGGGCUCCCAGGCUAUCCUUCCCACCUCCACCUUCAGCUGGCCUCACGUGGGCCACGCCCACGCCCACG